Messenger RNA from [Candida] anglica, 1652 nucleotides. Lineage: Eukaryota; Fungi; Ascomycota; Pichiomycetes; Serinales; Debaryomycetaceae. The record is from the annotation of a GenBank genome assembly.
ACAUCAUGAGUGCCAUUCUUUCCGCAGAUGAUCUAAAUGAUUUCAUAUCUCCCGGAGUGGCUUGUAUCAAGCCGGUACCGGAGACAAAGCCUCGUGAUAAUGGCGCUAAUGUUGGUGAUGAGUUCGAGAUUGAAGUUGACCUUGAAGGAAACACCUUGGAAGUUGGGAAAGAUGGAACCAAAACGACUCUUUCUGCGGCCCAGAUCUCGCUUGCUGACUGUUUAGCAUGUUCUGGGUGUGUGACCUCGGCAGAAGAAGUCUUGGUUGCACAACACUCCCAUGAAGAGUUGUUAAAGGCUAUCACUAAGCAAGAUGGGAAGUUAUUUGUAGCCAGUGUUAGUCAUCAAACUAGAGCCAGUUUGGCGGUGGCUUACCAGAAGAGUAUUGAGGAGGUCGAUAGAGUCUUGGUGGAUUUAUUUGUAGAACAGAUGGGAUUUGUCCAUGUAGUGGGGACAAGUUUAGGAAGAAAGAUAAGUUUAAUGGAAGAGGCAAUGUCUGUAAUUCAGAAAAGAGCUGCUGAGGUAAAAGGGAGAAAUGGUCCAACUCUUUCUUCUAUCUGUCCUGGAUGGGUUCUUUAUGCCGAGAAGACUCACCCUUACGUACUCCCCUACGUAUCCAACGUUAAGUCUGCCCAACAAAUCACUGGAUGUCUUCUUAAGACAUUAACUAGUCAACAACAUGACAUUCUGAGAGCUGAUAUCUACCAUCUUUCUGUGAUGCCAUGCUUUGAUAAAAAAUUGGAGAGUGCUAGAAAGGAAGAGAAUGGUGACGACGAGACGGUUGAUGUUGAUUGUGUGCUUACCGCUAAGGAGUUGGUGACGUUGGUGGAACAAAGUGAUAAAUAUUCGUUCAGAUGGAGUGGUAAUGACUUGGCGGGUAGUGACAUAACGUCCUUCUAUGAAUCAGCAGCUCCGAAGAAUUGGCCAUUUAUCGAAUAUUCAUGGUCAAAUGAUGAGGGAUCUGCUUCUGGUGGGUAUGCAUACAACUACUUGGAUACAGUACGUAGACUCAAACUAGCCGAAAAUCCACAACUUUCACCAGAACAAUUCUCAAUCGAGAACGUUAAUGGGAGAAAUUCCGAUAUAGUGGAGAUUCGACUCAUCCAAGAAGGAACUCCUAUAGCCAAGGCAGCCAUAGUGAAUGGAUUCCGUAACAUUCAAAACUUGGUUAGAAAGUUGAAACCAGUGGGUGGAAAAUCAGGAACCAUUGAAAAGAAAGUCAACCCAUUGGUUGCACGGAGAAGAGCAAGAAAGGAAGGAGCAGCAUCAUCGACAACAACAACGGUAUCAUCAAGAGGUGGUUCAAAUGGAGGGGAUACCGCAGAUGCUUCAGCAUGUGACUAUGUAGAAAUCAUGGCAUGUCCCGGCGGAUGUAUUAAUGGAGGAGGACAGAUAUCUGCACCUGCAGAAACCGUUUCCAAGGAAUGGCUUCAAAAAUCACUUGAAGCUUACCAUGACAUCCCUACAGUGCAAUCAGACAAGAUGAGCGGGCUCAAGAGCUGGAGCGCACAAUUCUGCAGCGAUUUUGGUAUCUCUGAGGACCGAUUAGUUCGAACAUGGUUCAAGGAAGUUGAAAAGCCCACAGACCCUAAUGCCAUUCUUUUAGGAGCCAAGUGGUAAUAUUUAUAGAUAAUAGACAUAAAAGAAGGGACU